Austrofundulus limnaeus is the source of this 2750-nucleotide messenger RNA. RefSeq names its product SPARC (osteonectin), cwcv and kazal like domains proteoglycan 1 (gene spock1). The transcript is spliced from 13 exons. Gene Ontology annotation, molecular function: calcium ion binding; protein binding; extracellular matrix binding. The record is from RefSeq and is a predicted model, not a curated record. Gene Ontology annotation, biological process: anatomical structure development. Bases 191 to 1570 code for a protein of 459 amino acids. Lineage: Eukaryota; Metazoa; Chordata; Actinopteri; Cyprinodontiformes; Rivulidae.
GGGGGCGGUGUCUGAUGACAGAGGAGGGGGGAGGAGGAAGAGGAGGAGAAGGUCCUCUCGCUGCUCCCCCUCUUUUUCCCCCCUUCAGUCCUACCAGCAGUCCGGUGCUGCCGGAGUUUCAUCUCCCUUCCUCUGGACUUUAUUCUCUUUCUUUGAAGCUGAAACGGACCCCGACGAAURAUCCCGGAAGAUGCUCUUCUUCCUGCUGCCUGCCUUGGCUCUCUUGCUGAGCAGAGAAGCGGCAGUCUCCGGCAACAGUCAGGAGAAAUGGCCCGGCACCGUGGCUCAGUACAACAAGGACCGACCCUGGGACCGAUUCAGAGAUGAAGCUGAGGAUGACUACUUCAAAAGCUGGGUUCCUGCCAAGUCUCUUGACCAAGAGCGGGUAGCUGAGCCUGGCAGAUAUGGAGACCCUGGAAAUAAAGCUCACCCAGUCUCUACAAGGAAACCAGGACAGAAUGGCCCAGAUGCCACCAAAGACCCGUGUCUGAGGGUUCGCUGUCCUCCUCACAAGGUGUGCGUCAGCCAUGACUUCCAGACUGCAAUCUGCACCAAUCACAAACAACCAGCACACAGUGUGAAAGCCAGGAAAGGCAGCGUUAAUCACAAGCACAGGGUCGACGCUGGGGCUCAUCGAAAAUGUAGGCUGUGCUCGGCGCUCUUGUCAACACCUGUUUGUGGUUCUGAUGGACACAGCUAUUCCUCCAAGUGUAAGAUGGAUUUCCAGAGCUGUUUGUCUGGGAAGACCAUCUCAGUUAAAUGUGACGGACUGUGCCCCUGUUUGCCUGGUCAUGAGUACAGCCAACCAUCCCACAGUCCAGAAAAGGCUGCCUGCUCUGACUCGGAGCUCCAUAGUUUGGCUGCCAGGCUGAAGGACUGGUUCGGAGUUCUCCAUCUUGAUGCCAACAGAGACCUCAAGUCCUCUGACAGCUCUGACUCCACUGCUGGACAUUUUGACACCAGCAUCUUGCCUAUUUGUAAGGACUCGCUGGGCUGGAUGUUCAACAAGCUCGAUAUGAACUUUGACCUCCUGCUGGACCAAUCCGAGCUGAAUGCCAUCUACUUGGACAAGUAUGAGCUGUGCAUGAAGCCUCUCUUCAACUCCUGUGACUCCUUUAAGGAUGGCAAGCUGUCUAACAACGAGUGGUGCUACUGCUUCCAGAAGCCUGAAGGACUGCCUUGUCAAACAGAGAAGAGCAGGAUCCAGAAUCAGAGUCGAAYAAAGAGCCUCAUAGGCUCCUAUAUUCCUCGCUGUACCGACGAAGGCUACUACAAACCAACCCAGUGUCACAGCAACACCGGCCAGUGUUGGUGCGUGGACAAGUACGGCAAUGAGAUCGCUGGGUCUAGGAAACAGGGCAACCCCAAUUGCGAUGAAGAAACGGAGACGUCAGGGGAUUUCGGCAGUGGUGGUGCAGUCAUUCUCCUCGAUGACCAAGAAGAGGAACCAACACAGAGCGAGCGGAGCCGGCAGAAGAAAAGACGGGGCCGAAUCCACCCCCGGGGAGCCAACGAGGACGAUGAAGACGAGGAAGAAGACAAGGAUGAUGAAAUUGGCUAUAUUUGGUAGCUUCAUUCCAUUUUACUUUGCCAUCAGCUGACCACGAAACUCUGUUAACUCGGCACAGAUCUAAAGCCAUUCCAACGUCUCCUCCUCCAGUUAUCUUGGCAGCAGUCCAUCCUUUGGCUCCUGAGCCUGCUCRUGUCCCUGCGCCUCAUCAGUUCUCUUUAUCUCUCUUCAGUGAACUUCACACAAACUUUAUUUUCAAGUGUUCUACUCUUCCCCUCAAAUGCCAAACAGAGCUCAUAAAAUUGAAACAACCGUCAAGCCCUUGAAAGGACUGUGCUCAAUCCACUUUUAGCUUCUCCAAAACACUACAAUCUGUAAACCCUUCAAACACAGACACUUCUUUCUUUGAGCCCCUUUUUCUCUCCCUUUGCUGUAUGUCAGUAUCAGUGUCUCUGAUCAGUGUGUGAGUCCCGAUGCAUUAGCUGAUAUAUUGGAUGUAAAUAUGGUUCCUCCACAGAGGUUUCACUGUGGAUCUCUUUGCCCUGUUGUUCCAUCAGCGGUUCAUCCUCAUGGUCUGUGGUCCACCAUCGGGCUCCUUUCAGUGUUUGCUGCCACGCUCUAAGACUUUGAGAUGCCCCCAAAUCUUUCUGUAUUUUAUGGAGGAUUGUAAAUUACUUGUUAAUCCUGAAUGUGUCCAGAAAGCCCYGGAAACAAUGAGAUUAAUGAUGUGUAUUUGUUGUUGUUGUUGCAUGUUUCUCAUCUUGUAUCUGUAAAAGAGAGAUUUGCCUGGCCAGGUCCAGCUCUAUGCAUCUCAAACAGAAAGCGAUGCCUGUUUGGCUGCUACAAUACUUUGUUGCUAUGUUGAUGCUGUCUAGUGUCCUUUUGGUUCUUCUCCCAAUCUCAGGAGGUAGGCUGUUGCAUUACAGAGAGGUAGAAUGAUAGAAACGCAAACUGUUAAGGCCUARAGUGCAAACCUGCGGGGUUUCGGCCAGCUGUUCUUUCGCUGAAUGGUUUAUAGGGGCUGUUGAGGCGUUUUGUCUGUGCAUGGACACGAGUAGAGGAAGCUGCUCCUGAGCUGGGAGGACAUACAGUGUCGAGCAGAGACCAGACUCUGCUGUGCCUCCCAACAUUGGAWAUGUUCAGUGAUUUGAAAUUGAAAUCUUCACCAUGUCAAAUACGUGAACAUUUAUUUAUUUGAAAAUUUCAGUAAAGUGGCACGUCAAGUGUCUUUUGAAACUUA